CGGAGCACUGGAUCCUGGGGUUAUGGGGCUGGAUGCAGUGGGGCUGAGGGCUUCGUGCUGUUGGUACAGGCAGACUUUGCGUGCUGGGGUUGGGGGCCACAGAGCGGCUUUGCCUCUGUGCUGUGGGUGCUGGGUGCCACAGGAGGGUGCCACUGGGCUGCGUGGCUCUGGCAGGAGCAGUGCCUGCGGUAGGGCCGAGGCUGAGGUCCCUCCCUGGGCUGAGCUGUUGCCUGCGGUCCUGGCGGUGCCGGUGGUUGCUCAGUGCCCCACUGGGACGUGGGGAGGGCCGAGGGCUGGAGCCCCCAGUGCUGACUGGGCCAAGCAGGGUGCCUGGCUCUGCUGGAGCCUCCCCCUGCGGCUGUGCUGCUGCCUGCAGGCAGGUGCCUGGGGACAGAGCCGGGUCCUGCCCUGGGACUGGCUUCCUCUCUGUGGGCUCCCUGCUCAGCGGCUGCUGUAGGGUUGGAAGCUCUCGGAGGGGCAGGAGGGAUCUGCUGCUGCUGCAGCACGUUCUGUUGUCACACUGACAGCACAGGGACAUGUGCCACCCAAACACUGCACAGCAGGAGGCUGUUGCUCUGCUUUUCACCUGAUGUGCUUCAGAGUCAAGGGGAAACACGGGGAAGGGGGUGGCACUGGGGUUUGCAUAUCCCACCUCUCCCUUACCAGGGCACAGGAAACCUGGGCAGGAGCCAUACCUGUGACCUGCGGUGGGCUGCUGGGUCUGGUGUCCUUGUGUCCGGCUGAUCCCAGGCUUGGGUCAGCCCCACGUGUGACUGGCAGGGCAGAGAGGAGCCCUUGGCUCCUUUGGACAGCCCAUCUGAAUGCUGCAGCUCCCUGAGGCCUGUGCAGUGGAUGUGGCAGCACUGGGAGCUGAUCCCCGCUGGGAGGACUCCGCGGUGUGGCACCACUGCCUGGCACUGUGCCGAGGUGAACACUUGGCCCAGGUUCAGAACGUGCCUUGGCAGGACCCCGGGGCAGCCUCGCUGCUUAAUAUUGAUGGGCAGUGCCUGCCUGGAGGCCUGGGGGCCCCGGCCCUGCGGAUCACUUUCCCUGCUUAUGGACUGGAUCGGGUUCCUCCUCAUUCCCAGUGCAGUUCUUGGGUGGGACGAGGGGCUCCGCAGGCAGGGGAGCCCUGCACAGCAUCACCUUGGCCUGGGGCUGCCUUUUGCUGGUACAUUGCCCAAGGUAGAUGGGGAAGGAGAAGGCACUGGGACUCUCAGUGGGGCAGGGUGACCUCUGCAGGUUGAUCCAGAGGCUAUGGAGCAUCAUCCAGGCUCUGCAUUUUGGAGAUGAGGAGGGGGACUAGAAGAGAUAGAGUAAUAUUGGUCCAGCUUUUCCACAUACUUCUUGUGUGGGUUCCCCCAUUCCUGACCUGUUGGGAAGGGUUGGGUCUGGGAUCAUCCCUGGAACUGGCCCAGCAUCAUGGAUGUUCUGGUGCCUUCUCUGGUUUCCUCUGAGUCAGACUCUCCGUGUCGCUCCCCCGGCCCCCUCCCCGCUGGGAAAGAUGAGAUGAGACCAGGGAGCACCUGAGCCCAGACACCGAGGGGCCUGUGCCCCCUGCUCUGUGCGCAGGGCACGGCUGUCCCAGCCACAGCAGCCUCACAGUGUCCAGGAGCCCGGGCUUGGCUCCCCGUGCCGGGUGAAGGACAGGCCCCUGCUGUGCUGUGCGGCUGCACCAGCCCAUCCGGAGGGGCAGCAGGGCCUGCUCACUGGAGCUGUCCCCGCAGGUGUGGUGUGGCAGGGAUGAGGAGCCGGCAGCGGGUGUUUGCGGCGGCGAUGCGCCUCCUGCUGCGGUGCCUGCGGCUGGGCCGGCGGCGGCGGUGCACACUGGUGCGGCAGGCAGAGCAGCUCUGGCACUAUGGGCACCUCUGCCUCCGCUCCCUGCUCUACAACUCCUUCACCAACGGCGAUGUGGUGCUCGACUCCCUCUUUGAGCCCAUCUACUGGCUGGUGGACCAUGUCACCCGGUGGUUCGGCGUGGUGUUUGUGGCACUGGUGAUCGGGCUCACGAGCUCCGUCGUGGCCAUCGUGUAUAUCUGCCUCCUGCCCCUCAUCCUGCAGACCUACACCCCUGCCUGGAUCUGCUGGCACCUCGCCUACGGACACUGGAACCUCAUCAUGAUCGUCUUCCACUACUACAUGGCCAUCACCACCUCACCUGGGCACCCACCACAGGCCAAGGAUGAUCUCACCGGCGUCUCCAUCUGCAGGAAAUGCAUUGCUCCCAAGCCUGCUCGCACCCACCACUGCAGCAUCUGCAACAGGUGUGUGCUGAAGAUGGACCACCACUGCCCCUGGCUGAACAACUGUGUGGGACACUACAACCACCGCUACUUCUUCUCCUUUUGCCUGUUCAUGACCAUGGGCUGCAUCUACUGCAGCAUCAGUGGCUGGGAGAUGUUCCGGGAUGCCUAUGCAGCCAUUGAGAGAAUGAAACUGCUUGAGAAGGAGAGACUGCAGGUGGCUGCCAACCAGACAUACUACCAGACCCCACCACCCACCUUCUCCUUCCGCCAGCGAGCUUUCCACAAGAGCGUGGUCUAUGUCUGGGUCCUGUGCAGGCGUGGAGAUGUGCUGACCCUCCUAUGCAGCUGUGGGUGCAGGGAGGCAGCCUCAGCCCUGUGGCACCAGGGAGGGGAAGCUUGUGUGCAGCCUGCUGUCCCUUGCCAUCCCCAGCUCGGUGGCGUUGGCCUUGGGUGCCCUGACGCUGUGGCACGCUGCUCUCAUCACCCGUGGGGAAACCAGCAUCGAGCGGCACAUCAACAAGAAGGAGAGGCAGAGGCUACAGAAGAAGGGCAAGCUCUUCAGGAACCCCUACAGUUAUGGCAGCUGGGAUAACUGGAAGGUGUUCCUGGGUGUGGAUGUGCCAAGGCACUGGCUCACCCGUGUCCUGCUGCCCUCUCCUCACCUGCCCCAUGGGACAGGCCUGAGCUGGGACCUGCCUCCCUGCGUGGCCAAGCAUCGCACACCACUCCUGUCCAUCUGAGGCCUGAGUGCUGCAGAUGUCCCUCCCUGCAGGCAGGGGAGCACACAGGGGACCCAUGCAGCUCCCUUGGAUCUGAGCAUGGGGUGGAAGGUGGGUGCCAGCACACAUUGCUCACUGGAGCCACAGCAAAUCCUGGACAAUGCUGGUGCACAGGUGCUGCUCUCAGGGCUCCCUGGUGGCUGCAGGCAGCCCAGGAAAGGCAGCAGGGCUGCUGCUCCCUGCUCCAGCUGACGGGGCUGCCCUCAGAGCCCAGGUACAGGCCAGCACAUGGCACAGCUCGGCUCUCCGGCAGGGCUGGGCAUGGAGGAUGCACCCCUGGCUCUGAGCACUUCACGGAAGCCUUUUUAAGACCAUCCAAUAAAUACUGUUUUUUUUUAAA
Melopsittacus undulatus (budgerigar) is the source of this 3365-nucleotide messenger RNA. It is a transcript of the gene ZDHHC16, whose product is annotated as zinc finger DHHC-type palmitoyltransferase 16. Gene Ontology annotation, cellular component: Golgi apparatus. Bases 1744 to 2838 code for a protein of 364 amino acids. Gene Ontology annotation, biological process: protein palmitoylation. The record is from RefSeq and is a predicted model, not a curated record. Lineage: Eukaryota; Metazoa; Chordata; Aves; Psittaciformes; Psittaculidae. Gene Ontology annotation, molecular function: palmitoyltransferase activity. The transcript is spliced from 10 exons.